Messenger RNA from Stegostoma tigrinum, 2378 nucleotides. RefSeq names its product tumor necrosis factor receptor superfamily member 11B-like. Lineage: Eukaryota; Metazoa; Chordata; Chondrichthyes; Orectolobiformes; Stegostomatidae. The coding region runs from base 129 to 1025 and encodes 298 amino acids. The transcript has 4 exons. The record is from RefSeq and is a predicted model, not a curated record. Gene Ontology annotation, biological process: signal transduction. Gene Ontology annotation, molecular function: protein binding.
UUUAGAGGGGCGUCUCAAAAACACGAGGAAUUCCCCUCGCGAUCAUCCAGCCUUUAAACCCUCUGCAGAUCGAUGCCAAACCCAGCUCAAACGAGCAGCACAUCAAAGAACCAGUCCCAGCCACUGAGAUGAAACUCAGCAAAGCGUCACUGCUCACCUUCGUUAUCGUCAUUAUUAUUUAUAUAAGUAUAGAGAAAUGCAAGGCAUCUGUACCUACCUUUCAACAUGAAGGUCUAACCUGUAGUCGCUGCCCUCCAGGACAACAUAUGGUACAGCAUUGCACAAAAGACCAUGAUACGGAGUGUGCACCCUGUUCAGCUAAUCAUUAUACACGGUAUUGGAAUUACUUGAAAAAAUGCCAAUACUGCAACAACUUCUGCAAAGAAAAUCAAAAUGUUAAGCAUGAAUGCAAUGCAACUCAUAACAGAGUGUGCGAGUGCAUAGAUGGCUACUUCUGGGAAUAUGAAUUUUGUAUGAAGCAGAAAACAUGUCUUCCUGGAUAUGAAGUUAAAACAACAGGCACUCCAUACAGCAAUACAAUUUGUAGGAAAUGUGCACGGGGUUUCUUUUCAUCAGUGACUUCUACCAUUGCACAAUGUAAGAGACACACAAACUGCACUGAACUGGGCUUAAAGUUGGAUAUCCCUGGUACUGCCUGGCAUGACAAUUUGUGUAGCCCAUGUCAGCCCAGUGGCUCUGAAGAGGAUGCUACAGAGUGUGAAAAGGCACUAUUUAACUUCGUGGCACGUCAAAAACUUGGCCAAAGGCAGGUGUUCAGUCUGGGGAAGGCUCUCCUCAAUGAAACGAAAAGAAACAUGCUUCAAACAAGGAAUGACAUGGAAGAGCAGCAGCAGAUCAUGCUUCUCUUUCACAAAUGGAAAAUGCAACAGAGUGCAGAUGUAACUGUAGAAGCUUUAGCAAAAAUUCUGAGGACCGCUAAACUUAAUAAGGUUGUAAAAAAAAUGUCAAGGAAGUUCCUCAGAAGGUCAAAAAAUGCAGGAAAAGUGUGCUUUUUGAACAAAUGAAUGGGCAGCAAUGUUUUGGAAAGUGCAUUUAUCGCUGAUCAAUCUAAUCAUUUUAUAAUCUAGUUUAAAACAAGAGCACAUUACUUGUCAUUCUCUCACAACACUUGCCCAAUACAUUGUCUUGUGUAUUUUGUGUAUUUAAUUCCCAAUAUGAAUUUUUAUUACAGUUCCCAUUGCUUUCUUCAUGAUAGUACCCCAGGCUACUGGAAUCAAUGUGUCAACCAAUCAGUACAUCAUUUGUUCUGUACCAUAAACUGUUGUGAUUAUUUGAAAUCUGGCAUUCUUUGUCACGCGUGCAAAAUUAAAAUCUUCUGUAAAAUGUCCUUUAGCAAUUGCUAAGCCUUUGUUACCAGAAUUGUACAAGAACUUCUAAAAAAUAUUCACUUUCUAACAUUGCAGCAGAAAGUUCUUGCUAUUAUCUUCAAAAUAUUUCAAUUUAUUUUUGUAUUUUUAUGGGACAUGCUUGGAAAUUGGAACUUCACCAUCCAUUAUUGAAUUCUCAGCCCAUGGAGACAGGGAGAAGGAGAAAUAAUUGGGUGAGUUUGCUCCAGAGAGGAAGAGGCCCCUUUCUCACCUCCUCUAGAAUUAAUUGCAGAAAACAGAUAUACUAGGGACUUUCAACUCACCAGCAAUUAAGCCCCUUACAUGGUCAAUUAACAGUGGCUGGGUUCCCAACUGAAAACCAGGGUGAACUGCCUGCUGAGUAUGGCCUUCAACUGCUCAGAUUUGGGGGCAAUGAGAAGCAGUGAUGGUCAGCAAUGGGAUGGUCUCUGAAAUCCACACUCUGUGCCUUGAUUCCCCUGGCUCCCACCUGCCAAAGAGGCCAUCCUAUGAGAAGAGAAAGAAAUUUCUACCUUCUUGCCACUGGAUCCCCUGUAGAGCAGACCUCAACUGGAGAUCCUUAAGACCCAGAAGCUGCCGGCCUCUACCUUCUGACACACCAGUUUUGAAGACCCUGAUAGAAAGUGUGUCGUCAGGUUUCCUCCCUUUAUCCACAUUUAAUAAGAUGAUAAGUGGGUGAGACAACGAAUUAUCUCACCUCAGGGGUGGCAUGUCAAUCACUAACUACACACAUCACUACAGUUCAAGCAAGAAUGGGGAAAUCUCAGCCCUACAUGUUAUUAAAUUGAGCAUAUGUCUUUGUGUUACAAAUUUAUUCUGUGUUCACAGUUGCUAACAGUAUGUACUUUCAUGUUUUGACAGCUGUUACGUUUCUUGGCUGUCCAAGUUCUGUUGUUUUCAUGAGAAUUGAUUCUUCCCAUUUGUUCAAUGUGACUGAAUUACUUUACUCUUUUGAUGUGCAUCAUCUGUGCAUUUAAUACAGUAACAGAAUCCAUCCACUCUGUUUUUAAA